CAGGUGGCGGAUAGAGCUGCAGCCAUGGGCUGGGGAGAGACACAGCCUGGAGGAGGAGGCCAAGAGAUUCCUACGGUACACAUCCACUCCACAGAUUCAGUGUUCGAGGUCUAUGUUGGAUGCUGAAGAGCACUGGAAUGUGUGUGAGGAUGACCGAUUCAGUCUGGCCCGACGCGUCACAAACAAGCACUGUAGAGUGUAUUCAUUAGGUCUGGGUGCUGACGAGCGUCAGGUGGAGCGGGCCCUGGUGCGGACGGGUUGCGAGGUGCACUGCUUCGACCCGAGCAUCUCAGAACCGCAUCUGCAGGAGUCGGAGCGGCUAUGGGUCCACCGCCUCUCGGUCGACUGGCGAGACCCCAACCCUGCCAUCUCAGGGCUGCGUCACCACGGCAACACCAAGAAGCUCGCCACCAUCCUCACCGAGUUUGGACACCAGGAGGUGGAUGUUCUGAAAGUCGACAUGGAGAGCGCAGAGUGGAAGAUUCUAGAGAACCUGGUUCUGGAGGGAGUACUGAGUUCCGUGGGCCAGCUGCUUCUGGAGGUCCACCUGCACUGGGCCGGGUUCGAGGUGGGCGGGGAGGACUCUGACGUGGUCCGCUAUUGGUUCAGUCUGCUGAAGGAGGUGGAGCUUGCUCACUUCAGCCUGUUCCACAGCUGGUCCGACCCCAACAAGCCCCGCCUCUUUUUGCACCGGAACCUAUGGAACACCAGCAGUGUGUUUCGGCUAGGCUGGGUUAACACCCGAUGGAAGCCACGCUGACCAAUCAGAUGGAUGAGAAUGUGAGUUUCCCUAGGAACACCAAAAGACCCAGGAGUAACCACUACUUCCAGGAACAAUGUGUGACCAGUCAGUGAACUCACAUGGACACUAGAUAAGUCCAUCCUAGAAUGGACGAGCUGUGUGCAAAAUGAACAUUUUGUUGGAGAGUCUGUGAACAUUUAUUAAAAUGUCUGGUCUUAACAGGGUGAAAACGUCUCAGAGAAAACUGUUCUCAAGGAAAAGACUUUGACGGUAAAAACCACUUGCAUAUCUAACCUUACCAACACUAAGCUGUCAGACUCAAACACAAACAUACACACAUAAUGCUCUCCUGAUGUAGGAAAGUGCAACACACACAUACACACAAAAUACUCUCCUGCUGUAGGAAAGUGCUAUCUGUUGGAUGGACUGCAUCUAAACCCGUAAGAGAGAGCUAAUCUCUUAUUUGUGGGCUUGGCUCAUCAUGUUUAGGAAUUAGGCUAAUACUGGCCGCAGGCUGGAAACGUGACAGGCUCUCCAUCUGAUUUCUGUAUUUAUGUCUAAUGUCCUGUCCCUGGCGGAGCACUGCACACUUAAGCCCUGUAGGAUCCUUAAAAACGCUGAGUCAUGUUUCACCCACCUGAUACCUGACACUCACUGGCCCACUUAUGGGUGAGGAGAUACAUGACUGGACAAGGUACAUUAACACUCAACCUCCUCUCCCUCCGUCCUUCCUACACACACACAUACACACGUUCACUCACACACACACAGUGUUGUCAGGUCAGUAAGCAUAAUCAAUACUGGCAGUACACACCAAUGGUGAAGACAGAUAUGGCAGGACACGACUCAUUUAUUCCCACUAACACAAAAAGUAGUACACACUAGUACACACACACACACACACACACAAAAUUACAAAUUUUGGAGAGCCGAACGACGGAAAUUUGGCUUAGUCCCCCCUGUAUAUAAGAACAUAAUCUGUUUUGCUGUAGAAGGCGAACAGCCAUGUUCAGCAAUCAGUGAAAAUGAUGAAGAAACUAGGCAGGAGGGAGAAAUGGUGACACACUUACAGCAGCAUGUGAUGCAGGGGGAAUUUUCCAUAAAGCUAAUAUCACUGGACAGGCUGCAGCAGGAUCUGACCCCGUUCUGGCAGGUUCGUGUGAGAUCUGGACCAGAUCACACCCAGACUGUUUCCAUUCAACUUUUUAACGCAAUUUUGUUUAACCGAUUGAAAUAGAAAAUCGUUAGAAGAAAUGCGUUCCAUUGUGAGCUGUUCACAUCUCAUCCUGUGAUAGAGUAUCCAUUUUUAAUUCACAAUGACACAGCAGAUGCAAACACCCACGCCACAAAACAAUAAAAAGGGUCAUGUUGAAUACAUUACAUAGUGCUAUACCAGACCUUCAGGGCCCACAUCGACAAUGUCAGAGACUUCACUCUCUCAAUGGUAAGUCAGAGUAGCACCAAAAUUGUGGUGCUCGGACCAUUGACAUGGCUCGAUAGCAACCAUGGCAUUUUCUUUAGCCACAUUUUCAUUAAUGAUCUUAAAAUGUUGGAUGUUGAGUUGUCUGUGCCGGGUCUGUGUAGGUAGGGGGUCAAUGGGUCAGCAGUGUCCUGUGAGUUAGUCUGGUGUGAAGGAGAGGAAGGAACCAAACAACUUUUGUAUGAACUGUGAAUGCAUGUUGAAAAUAGCAAACUGCUAACUGCCAAAUAAAGUUAUAAUGUACAGAUCAACACACA
Messenger RNA from Alosa sapidissima (American shad), 2479 nucleotides. RefSeq names its product methyltransferase-like protein 24. Bases 113 to 760 code for a protein of 215 amino acids. The transcript is spliced from 5 exons. NCBI's taxonomy places the organism in Eukaryota, Metazoa, Chordata, Actinopteri, Clupeiformes, Clupeidae. The record is from RefSeq and is a predicted model, not a curated record.